Messenger RNA from Trypanosoma theileri, 1314 nucleotides. RefSeq lists its product as uncharacterized. Bases 1 to 1314 code for a protein of 437 amino acids. The transcript has a single exon. The record is from RefSeq and is a predicted model, not a curated record. Lineage: Eukaryota; Euglenozoa; Kinetoplastea; Trypanosomatida; Trypanosomatidae.
AUGCGGCGAAAACAGGUCUCUCUAAGAGAAGCAUCCCCUCUACAAUCUCAAGAUAAUGUGAAGGAUGAGGAGAAUCACACAUUAGAUACAACAGUGAAUACAUCUACGUAUCGUGAUAGACUAUUAGCCUUCUACAAAUAUUAUGAUGAGUCCAAAUUGGCAAAUGUUGAUUCACUGCUGGAGAAGUAUGCAGGGAAGGAAGUCCAAUUACUUCAAGCUAUGGUAGAUAAAUACGGCCCUGAGCCUCAACCAUUAGUUACCAAAUCUUCUUCUUCUUCUUUGUCUACAUCUAAACCUUUGCAAAAUACUUCCAAAGUAACUUCAGUCAGCCGUAAUGAUUAUCAUGAAGAGUUACUAAAGUUAUUAAAGCAGUACGACCCGUCUAAAGUUGCAAUGAUAGAUCGUCUUCUUGAAAAAUACAAAGGAAAAGAAACUUUACUCAUUAAGACACUUAAAAAGAAAUACAGUGAAUAUAUUCAUCAUCCUGUAGUAAAUGAACCUCCUUCUCAUAUCUCUAUAGAUAAUGAGGAGAAUAAUUAUGAAAAGCGUUUAUCUUCUUUUUUUAGCGUAUAUGAACCUGAGAAAGUCCCACACAUUAAACGUAUACUUCGCAGGUAUGCAGGAAAAGAAGAAAAGAUGAUGGCAGCUCUUGUUAGACGUUAUGGUCCUGAGCCUUUAGUUCCCUCUGCUGUUUCUCUUUCCAAUAAUGAAAAUGGUGAAAAUAAUAAUAAUAAUAAUAAUAAUAAUAAUAAUAAUAAUAAUAAUAAUAAUAAUAUUCAAGAGGACCUAGUACAGUCAAUAACGGUAGAUUUAUCUACUCCAUCUCGUGAUGCUACUCCUGCUUCCCUUAUCUCUACAACUACGGAAACAAAAGAAGAAAACACGUUUCCACCAACAGAGAUGAAAGAUUGGAUGUACACAUCAGCAAAAGAUUUUAUUUCAUACUUUUACGCCGAGUGGAAUCUUUCACAAGAGCAGCAGUUGGACGCAUCUCGCAGACUAAAGGCAUUCUUUCACUCUAAUGCUAAAUACCCUUUCUUUGUAACAGAGAAGACAGUGAAAAAUUCUUCUUCUUCUCCUAAUAAUGAUACUACUACUACUACUAAUAAUAAUAAUGAUACUAGUAAUGAUAAUAGUAAAGAUAUUAGUAAUGAUAUUGCUGUCUCGCGUGAGAAUAUUCAAGAUCCUCUCACAUCUGCUGUAGUUGAAGUACCGCGGGAGUUGCUGCUAUUAUGGCGUCAGGAAAAACUCACAGAGGCGGAGCGUCUCACGUGGAUGCAGCGGAAGCCUAUUAACACAAGUAUGAAGAAAUAA